AACAGCAGAAACAACGAUCUGACCUCAGCUGAGAUAAAAUAACCUGCUGCUGCCUAAUAAACAAACUUCAGGAUGGCUCGUCUGGUUCUGUCUGCGAUUGUGCUGAUGAUGGCUGUCAUCGCUUUCACUGAAGGUCUGCGAGGAGUUGGACCAAAGAAGUGCUGCUUCCAGUUCAAUGACAAGAAGGUUUCAAUAAAUAGGGUGGUGGGCUACACCAAAACCAGUCAGCGCUGCCCCAACCCUGCCUUCUUGCUGAAAACAGUUGCAGGCCGUCAGCUGUGUGUCAGACCUUCAGCACCCUGGGUGAAGGAGCUCAUCAGCCAGCUGGAGGCCAAAAAGGUUUCUGGUUCAAACUCCAACCUGUAAACGUGCAAAUAAUCUACCCACAAGCCAGCCUGCAUGAUUAUGUAGGUUGGAUGUGAUGCUACAGUUUCUUACAGAAAACUAAUUUUCUUCAUGUAAAUGAAGCAUUUUUAUUGUGGUUGUCAUACGGAACAACAGAUAUAUUUUUUUUAAAGAUACGAUACUUAAAGUUCAACCAUCAACUUUAUUUCUAUUGUAGUUUGAACUGACCUUAGAAAGUAACUAAUGUAAAAGACAACUGUCUUCCAAAUCCACAAGUGUCAUCUUUAUCCUAUAAGCUAUAACUGUUGCAAUUGCUCCUGUAAUACCUUAAAUGUUUUUAUUUGAUUAUAUUUAAAGUCUUAUUUUACCCAGAAGUAUUUUAAUCCAUUCAGAAGUUUCUUGUCCAUUUGUGUGUAUGUUUGAACCAGUGUAUUGCAUACAAAAUAA
Molecule: messenger RNA, 792 nt
Organism: Cyprinodon variegatus (sheepshead minnow)
Lineage: Eukaryota; Metazoa; Chordata; Actinopteri; Cyprinodontiformes; Cyprinodontidae
Product: monocyte chemotactic protein 1B-like
Exons: 3
Coding region: 73-366 (97 amino acids)
Biological process (GO): G protein-coupled receptor signaling pathway; lymphocyte chemotaxis; cellular response to tumor necrosis factor
Cellular component (GO): extracellular region
Molecular function (GO): chemokine activity; CCR chemokine receptor binding
Source: RefSeq, a predicted model, not a curated record